Messenger RNA from Exophiala spinifera, 465 nucleotides. Its product is annotated as 40S ribosomal protein S19. Gene Ontology annotation, molecular function: structural constituent of ribosome; RNA binding. Gene Ontology annotation, cellular component: ribosome; cytosolic small ribosomal subunit. The transcript has 3 exons. The record is from RefSeq and is a predicted model, not a curated record. NCBI's taxonomy places the organism in Eukaryota, Fungi, Ascomycota, Eurotiomycetes, Chaetothyriales, Herpotrichiellaceae. Gene Ontology annotation, biological process: ribosomal small subunit assembly; translation. Bases 1 to 465 code for a protein of 154 amino acids.
AUGGGUGGAGUUACCGUACGCGAUGUCGAUGCGCAAAAAUUCAUCAACGCCUAUGCCGAUUUCCUGAAGAGACAGGGAAAGCUCCAAAUACCAGGCUGGGUUGAUACCGUCAAGACGUCACACUCCAACGAACUUCCUCCUCAGUCCCCCGAUUGGUUCUACGUUCGAGCUGCUGCUGUGGCGCGACAUGUCUAUCUCCGAAAGUCUGUUGGUGUUGGCCGCCUGCGAAAGGUUCAUGGAAGCACAAAGAACCGUGGCUCAAGACCCUCGCACCACGUCGACGCCUCGGGAUCGGUUGACCGAAAAGUCAUGCAAGCUCUGGAGAAGCUAGGAAUCUUGGAGAAGGUUGAUGAGGAUGAUGAAGGUGCGAGCGGAAAAGGUGGCCGAAGAAUCACGCAAGCCGGUAUGCGAGAUCUGGAUCGUAUUGCUCAAACCGCGGUCGAGGGUGAUGAGGACGAAGAAUAA